AUGAUUGGUUCAUCACCUAAAAGGUCCGGUGGCUCACGCCCGGAUCCUCCGGUUUGCGUGGUUAAUGCUACUUCUACGUCCGAGCGUAGUGCGGAAGAUGAGAUAAUUUGGUUUAAGACUUUGGUUUAUAGCAAGUAUACUUUCCUUGGUCGUUCUACUCCUCUUUCACGCCCUAGUAUUGAAGAGGAGUUUCAUUUGUUACAGGGUGUUCAGCCCUUAAUUUGUAAAUGGCAUGGUCGUUUACUUGAAGCUGUGGAUGGUGGUGUCGCUACUGCUAGAGGUUUGGAGACUAUAUGUUCCGAGUUCACUGCGGAACUUGAUAACCUGUUUUGGUUGCGUCCUUUAUGUGAGGUUGUAGAGUGUCAUCCGUCUGCUGAUAAAUCUGAUGUAACCACCGAUGACUCUGCGACUCCACAGUCGGAAGAGUAUACCGAAUCGGCUGACGGCAGUGUGCGUUGUGUCUCUUCCGAGUAUGAUUGGGAGAAGCGUAUAUUGGAGCAGGCAUUUACUCAAGUUGCGAAUCGUUUAUCGCAUAAUUUUAAGGCACUUGCAAGCCGUUUCGAUAAACGUUUUUAUGAUUGCUUUCUGUACUGCAAAGAUGGUGAUAGUGUCAGUGUUGUUGACAAUGAUGAGUUUCCUUUGCGUAUUGAUGCAGAGGAGCUUCUGCGAUUCUGGAAAGAUUUUAGGUCCACUGACACUGUUAGCGAUAGCAUUCGUCGCUACCGAGGUGAAUGUCGUUCUAAGCUUUCACAGUGGCACAAUGUCGAUACUAGGUCUGUGUGUCCUGGCGGUGAUUCUGCCUCUGACCCUCAGCCGUCUGUUAAACUACCUCUUAGCUUCGAAAGUAUGAUUGUAUCGCUUCGAUCGAAGGUUGCUAGGGAUUCUAUUUUGCUGACUAUGGGUCUGUGGAGUAUAGAGAGUCGUCGCACUGGGUAUAUUAGUAAACAAUUGAUAGGUCACCUGAGGGAUAUCCAGGAUGACGUCUUGCGUUGUAGUUGCGAUUAUAGCAAGUGGGUGAGGCUCUUGAUAGCGAGUGACCCUUUUCCUAAUAUCGGUAAUGAGGUGUCAGAGAGUUGUGAUACAGUUUAUCAGCAUCUGAGUGCUAUAUUGCAGCUAGCUUCUGGUAAUAAUUACCCUGACGUAUUCGAUUUGUGCAUUGACGUGAUGUUUGGUAUUGCUUUACGUCAUCCUAACCCUUGUGAAAUGUUAGAAUGUUCUUUGAAAUAUUUAAAAACGCUGUUAUUCUCAUAUCUUCCACAUCCAUGUGCGGAUGGAAAUUCAUCUCUCAUUGAUGAUGGUACUGUUUGGUUACCUCGUUUGUCAGGGUGUUUCGAGUCGUUGAUAGACUUUGAGUACCUAUCAUUGCACCAGCCUCUUUUGAUAAACGUGAAAGAGGAUAAGGAUGAUGUGUGCAAUGUUAUGUUUUCGACCUCUAUCCCUAAAUUGGGAUCUUAUGUUUUACGUGUUGACAUUGGUGUUGGCGAGGUAUCUGAUUCUUCUAAUAUUCACAAGCCUGCAACUACCUCACCUGUUUUUCGGAUCUGCGUUAAUUACAUUCGUGCUGAUUUGACAUCUGGUGGUACUGUUACAUUUGUAUCUGAUGGUCACCAUAUAAUGGUAUUUGACCGAGGUUUUGUGGUACUCGAUUUGCACUCGUUGACGGUGUACUCGUUUGAGUUUCUGUUGUCAAGCGGUACCUUGCUGGUAUACCUCAACAGUAUUCGUUUUUAUCAGCUUGACCUCUGCGAUGCGUGGAGCUUGGAUAUGUCCAAAAACGGGAGCAUCAGUGUAUCCAUAGCGAUCGAUGGAGGUUGUGUUUCUGUUGAGGAGCCUUGGACUCUGACCCCGGGUUUACGUGCCGAGUUGAUAAAACGUGAGAUUGUUUGGCAUGAUAGGUUUGCCAGUGUUCCUGUUGAAGGUGGCUGUUUGCUUGAUUCUUUGUAUGAGCGUUACCUAUUUUUUACUAGGAUUUGGUCUUGUUUACACAGCGCCAUAUCCCGCAUAUUACGUAGUUACAAAGGCCAAGCAUCUGGAUCUAAUACUUGGAGUGUCCAUUUUUUACGUUACCUUCGUUUAUUAUUUGAGCAUUUGUUUUGCAACUUGGAAUGUGUCGGUAGCAUCUGCACGUACUUUUCAACAUCUGAAUCAGUGAAUGCCGUGACUUUAUGGCGUUUAAUUGCCGAGAGUAUCUUGUCGAUGUUAUCGAUAUUACGGCUAUCACUAUCGGUUCCUACGACAACUAUCAAGUUUCCACGUGAUUUUCUUGAACUUGUGGCUACAUGUUUUGUUGGAUGCGUAAGGUUCCGUUCGAUCCUUUCUAGUUGCAACGACACUGAACGUUACCACCUUCAGUUUGAUUUGGAUAGUCUUGCCCAUGCUAUUAACAUGACCGCUAUUAGCAUCGUAUCAUCUAACCCUGAGUUGUUUACACAGAUAUUUUCAACUUUGAGACUGGAUGUCUUGGUUGAUAUCCUGGUCCAUACGGUGUCCAUAAAGACCGCUAUUUCACAAUUAUCUCGUGGAGAUAGCACUACUAUGGACGCUUUGAAGUUUUUGAGUUCUGGUGAUUGUCUUGCUAUUUUUACUAAGCGUGCGUUAUCUCCUAACAUGUCAUGUUUCUUACGUGGUGGUUUUCAUUCUGGCGGUAAUUUAGACAAUCCUUGGUGGAAUACUAUUUUGGGUUUUUUUGAAUCUGGUAAGCGUGAGUUACUGGAGAGCCGCGUAUCUCUCUAUCCUGCGGGUACGGCAUAUUGUACGUGUGAAAUAGCUCGUUAUGGUAAAACCAUGGCUACUCCAUUUUAUUCAUGUUGUUAUUGUUGCGUAAGGCUUUCAAUUGCGCCAUCUGUAAAUUUGGACCCCGAUUCAUAUGACAAUCUUGUUGCUAACGGUGAUUUUGAUUAUACAGGUCCUCAUCCUUCAAUGUUAUUAUCUCGUCUUUUAUUGAAGCAUGGUAUCCUGUUUCUAUGUUUGAACACCUCUGCAGCUUAUAAGGAUGGUUGUUUGGAUUUUUCGGAUCUCUUCAGCAGUAGUGUAUCUGAUGAUUAUCAAGGCGGUUUUGAACGUUUUUGUGACUGGCGUGGCGAUAUACUCUUUAGUCAUCCUGAUGACAAGUUGAUAAUGAAGAACGCGAUAACGUCCACUGGUAUGUUUAGCAAGGAUAAUUUGAAGAUUAUUGAAUAUAUAAUGGUCCGUUUGCUUCGUUAUAACGAGUUCGCCUAUGGUCUAUUGUCUAAUAACCUUCGUGAGGUAUCUUCUGAUAUCCCUGGUGCUUUCGGUUCGAGUUUCUACAAUUUUGUGAAUUCGCUCUCUGUAGUUGAUACUCUGAGUUACGUGGUGGAGUUGUUUGAGCACUUGACUGUGGUUGAAGGCCGGGCCUCUGUGGUCUACCGUACUCUCGUGACGAGCACGAAUUUGUUACCCUCGAUAUUGCAUCUUAUAGUAUUGAUUUGGAAAUGUAUCAAGCGUUAUGCUUCAUGUUUUGGUGCGUUGAAUUUAUGUAUGAACUUUGUAGUACUACAAUUCAAUUCACUGGUGCACUUGCUGGGUAACAUGAUUACCUAUCUUUUCAACCACUGCAAAUCCUACAGCAAGCAAUACUUGAUGUACGUUUUCCAAUUAGAUUCUCUAUCCGAUAGGUUAUUGAUUAUGGAGGGUCUUGAUGAGAAACGUGGUCUCAAUUUGCCUCAAUGGUUACUGCACGGUGUUUGGUUUGAAUUUGACAACACUUGUACAUUGCAGUCAAGUUUGAAACGUCUAGUAACCCUUUUACAAAACUUCAAAUAUGAUACCGGUUGCUUAAGUUUCACUGACAAUUUUAUACCAGGUCGUCAGGCUCCUUGCGACGGCACGGUAUGGGCAUUAGGCAUUUUAAGUGGUGACCCUGCUUUUAUCGAGUGUCUUCGCCCUGGUUACACCGUUGUACAUCCUUCUCUAGAGAUAUGUCAAUUAAGUAUUUUGGCAGUAUUCAUUCACCUGCUUGGUGGCGACCGUAACGCGAUUGACUUUUGCCUCCGUUCAGCUUCACAGGCUGUACUCCAGUUACUACGUCAUAUUCAGCACAAACAAUCUGUAUUCACAUCUAUCUACGGUUCUGAUAAGGUUAAAGAGGUUCGUCAAAGUUAUAAAAACGAUAUUCGUACCCGUUGUUCAUGGGUUGUGAAUAACACUCAUGGAGGUAUGUUCUAUCUCAAAGCGGAUUCGGGUCAUCGUGUUUGUUACGGAUUACCAUUUUUGAAAGUUCGUGAUCCUAAUAUUGCACUUAAAAGACGUGUUUUUAAAAAACGAUGUUCUUCAAUUCCACAAUUUUUUAGGGAAUUUCCAAGUACACCUCAGGGUAUAGGCCGUGGUUCCUCCUCUCAUGCUCGUGGCCGUCGUCGUCGUCGUCGCGCCACUUUAUCGUCAUCCAGUGGUUACCGCAGUUUGAGUGUUGGUACUGGGCGUUAUAAGGAUAUCUCAGCGUGUACUGAUCAUGAACGUCUUCGUGUUGACAUUCGUCCUCAUCUGAAUGAGAUACUGAGUUUUUUGUUACAUGGCCCCUUCCUAGCUACUUGUGAAGCUGAUCUUCAGUCGGAACGUGUCUCUACAUUAUGUCGUUAUGCUAUGUGGCGUUGUAUGAACGUGUUGGCCACAUUGAUUGGUGAUAUACGUGUUGGUAGUUCCUACAAUAGGGAUCAAUGUUUCCAUACUGUCCCAUUAUUCAUGGAUAUGAUAUUAGGUCGACUUUUAGGUCGACCUCUGGUAUGUUCAGAUAGUAUCCACUGUCUAUCCCAGCAGCUGUGGUACUACAUGUUGAAGACUGCUCGAUUUAUGGUUAUACGUUCUGUGGGUGAUGGUAUAUUUUCCACCGAGAGUGUAUCACCCAAUACCCUUCGAAGUUCUUUUGACCAGGUCCUUUUAACAUGUCAGUCUUCAAUUUUGGAGAAGUUAUCUACUUGGUACCUAUCUUCUGGGAUUUGCAAUUUGGAUUUUGCAAGUUCUCAUGGUCACUAUCUACCAUCAUGGGUACGUAUGUCACUCCCUUUCUUUGCUCUUCAGUUUUCAUUGGGUUUGGAACCUAUGAACAACUCGAGAUAUGCCACUCCUAUAUUCCAACAUCUGCUAUCCACGCUUCAACCUUUACGGCUAAGCGGCAGUGGUACCACCGAGCUAAAUUCAUAUUCAAUCAAGGGCGUAGGUUCAAUUUUCGUUUUGUAUGUAUCAUACAAGAUGUUACGUCUCUGUAAUAUGUGCGUCAACGCAUUAUUCCACGUCCUAUGGUCUUCAGACUAUUCUAAACGCGAUUACGUCAAGGUUAGCAAAGGUCUACUCUAUCUUUGGGUUAAAAGGGCUUCUGAUAUGCACCCACCUAUUUAUAACCCAGAUUUACGUUUACGUUUAUUAUGGUCAUUGGGCAGUUUAGACCCCUGUACUGUUGAGAACGAUUUGGAACCUUUAGUUGGGAUUAUUCGGCGUUUGGGCCGAUACGAUACAUCUCGGGAUAGCGGUGCUACUGAUACGGGCGAGGUGAUCCUAUGGCACAUGUACCCUAGCGAACAUCAUGAUAUUGGCGAUGUGUCAUUUCUAAACAACUAUGCAUCGGCACUAUGUUCUGGUGUGGAGAUUUGUGAUGCAUCGGUCCCGAUAUACAUCAACGUGAAUAUGAACAAGGAUGUUGUGAGUCUGCCUCCUGUUGAUAUGGGUGUUAUCCAGUAUCUAGGGGGUAAGGUGGAGGUUGAGAGCGCUGACGGUGUAUGGUCCCCGUUGUCCAAUGAUGAUGUCCUGAGUUCUAUCCAGCCUAUGCGUUUGCAUUUACAAUUUUUGUUGAAAGUAUUAUUAUGGACGUCAUUUUCAUCUAACCUCUAUUUACCAGGUACCGAUGUAAGUAAAUUGGACAUAUCAUGUUGUUUGUCCCGGUUAUUGCUCCUUUCACUACGUGACGCUUCUUCAAUGUUGGCAUAUUUCAAUGCCAGAUGUGAUUGUAGCACGUCUGAGGAUAUCACUGAUGUGCAGAUUCCAUUCCGUUAUAUCCCGAGUCACAUAGAUUGUGAGCCUACAUCUACUUCUGAGGGGAUAUCUCUAUCCUGUAGUAUGUGUGCUACAAAUUUAAUCUGUCGUUGCGAGAUUGAAAAUUUCUGGACAUCGGUACUCACUAUCCUGACUAAAGAAGUGGAAUCCACUAUCCAUUAUGGACUGGUUCGGUUCAUUCUAAACUGUCUGCUUACUACGUUCACAUUGGGUGAUGGUGAUAUCGAUGUUCUUUUAUGUUCCCCGAAUUUGGGGCCUGCCUUUUGCGAACUGUUUAUAUCCUGUGCCAGAAAAUUGGGCCAGGAAGCGUUACGUGAUAAGGGUAGCGUGAUAUCUACAGUUGAUACCGAUACCAGUGGCCUAUUAUCCCCUACAUUAAACGGGAUGUUUUUAUAUCGUUGGCUACCGCCUUUACAAAGGUCACCACCAGAAUGUCUCUAUGCCACCGUGUCUAGUUUGUUCCAAAGCGUCCUGAUGACACAAGGUUAUAAGAACAGGGUUGUGAUUAAAAAGGAUUCUGGUAGUGACCCUUUUUCUACACUUCCGCACUCGGAUAAUUUCGUGACACACCGUUUCUCAACAGAUUUUGAAGCGGAUAUUAGCGGACACACAUUGCAUAUAACUCGUGCUACAAAUAUGGGUGGGAUUGUAUUGUUCCGUAUACCUAUAAAUAUGGGUUCAUCAACCCCGACACAUGGAAGCGUGAACUUUUUCAUCUUAUCACCUGGACGUUUCGGGAUAACGGUAGCACCGGCAGACUGUGUCUUCGGUUCUGUAAUGGAUCUGUUCGACCGUAAUGACGUGGUAGGGUUCAUGACCUCAACAUGUUCCCCUUUUGUACAUGACGUCUUUGCUGCGACUAUAAACUAUCGUGUUGGUGAUGUCCUGUCGGCCUCGUUCAACAUAGACCAUCAAGAUGAUGGCCAGGUGUGUCUACGUACAGAGCUGCUAAUUGCUGGUAACAGUAUAGGUUCUGUACUUGAGGUGGUUUAUGACCCUGUUACACAGAUUGAUUCUAUGCGGCGUAUGAGCCUGGUGUUUAUCUUCCAAGACCCCCAGACCAUUGUGUACAACGGUUUGAACGAGAGCCCUGUGGAAGAUGGCGAACGUCUAGUGAGUCGUGAGACCCUCAGCACGUUCCGUAGCGAUACGGCAUCCGACCAGCCAGUAGAUUUGCCAAUAACCUCUGUAGAUGGGCAAAGUGAUAUGACUAUAUCCGAAGGUAUAGCUCGCCAUUCAUCGAUACGUUUAUCUUCGAAUGAUACCCCUGAUUCCCGACCUUCUGUGGAUAUACCCCGAGGUGAAACUGUUGACCAUUAUAUUGAGAGUGACCAAGGUGUAGUUCCUGGGGGCGGUUACAGGAUAACCCCUGAGGAUACAGAGGAGUAUGAAGCUGCUACAGAGAGUGUGCCUAUAAGUGAUAAGUUGGAAGAUACAUCAUGGGACGUAGAUUAUGAUAUAAAGAACCCUGAUGAAGUGGAUAGCGAAGCUUUACCUGAAGAGUUACAUCAAUUGUGUAAGGAUGAAGUUUGGACUAAAGUUGUUACACGUCGUAGCGCUAUUACCUCAGCAAAGUCUGCAGUAUUGUUCGCCGACUCUGUACAGUUAUACCAGGCAUUUCUACUGUCAAACAUACCACUAUUGAGUGGAUUGAAAGAGGAAGUUGUAGGUCAAAUGUGUCUUGUAUUUGAUAAUUUAUAUUUCAAGUUAUUAACAUCUACUAAACUUGGAGAUGAUGAAUAUAUGUCAAUUUAUGACAGUUACAGUUGGUUAUGCGUCCUUGGUUGUGACACAGGUUCCGAUGCUUGGAAGAAUAAGAAAUUUUAUAACCGUGAAACUAAGAUAGACAACGUAUCUGAUUUUAGGUUACCAUGGUUAUUAGGUUCCUCCUCUACAUCAAUGUCAUGUUGUUCAAAGUUGAAUAGUGAUAGUUGUAAAAAAAUUCUGCUAUCACUUUCACACCUGUUAUCGGUACCGAUCCUCUCAUCAUCCUUGAUGUAUGUUCGUAACAGGAAGUCCUGUCUAGACUUUGUACCAACUUUAUCGUCGUCUACAGGAUCAUCGGAUACCCCUUUGUUAAUCGCAUUAGGUCACGCCGCCCUUUUAUGUUGCGUUUUACUUUCACGAGUGUUAUGCGAAAAGGGUUAUGUUUUCAAUGCUAGCGACCCUUCGAGCUCCGAUGUAACCUGUAUAGACCAAUUGAUGACGAUUAUAGUCAAGUUUCUAUCGAUACCGGACAUGAAUGAAUUGAAAAUAUCCAAAGAUCGUGUAUUAACACUAUUGGAUCUUUUGGGUAUUGAUGCUUGUGAAGUGGAGGAGGAACAGGAACAAUGUUCCAUGGCUCUAUAUAGUAAUAUAAGUUUAUCUAGAAAGGAUAUAAAUUCAUUAAAGUCUGUCACUUGUACCGGUCGUUCAUUUUCACCUCGUGAAUCUACAGAAACUGUAUCAUUAGAUCAUUUUUGGGGGUACCUGUACGACUCGGUGCAUACUAAACACUAUAGAGCCCCGCCUGUCCAAUCUAUAGAUGGUCGCAAACUCCAGGAAUUGGUUCCAAACCCCAAAAUGUUUUCUACAUGCGAUUCUUACUACCACAGCAGUGCCAGGGUACCAGCAGCCAAUCGUCAUAUAUUACGUCGAACUUUAAGACCGAAUAUUGUGGAACAUGAUGUAUAUGACCUAUGCUCAGUGUUGAUCACGUUAUCUCCGGGUUACUUCCUAGAUCGAUUGUUACAUUUUGAGCAUGAUAAGGGGCUACAGAUAUUCCGUGCAACAGUGAUCCAUUUUCUACGUUGCUAUGAUUUCAAUGGCAUGGACUAUUGGUAUUGGGGUUACAUGGCUGGCGAGGUCUCGGUAUCAACUAUGGACCAAUAUUCAUUGAGUGUCGAUCCCCUAUACUCUUGGCAACGCCUGUUCUAUAUGGAACCUAAUAGCACCAGGAUGAACACACUGCUGAACAUUCUCUUUACCGAAUUGCUAUAUUCAAUCGCCAUGGUUAUACACGACCAGCAUAGCUACCAUGGCCUAAGUCAUGUUGUCCAUUGGAUCCUAGAUGUUUUUUUGAGACACCCGCUAUGCAAUGGGUCCAUAAGGAACCGGUUCAUUAACAAAUAUAUAUGGUCCGUUCUACACAUGAUGCUGGUAAACUGUUCCGCGUUACCAUGUAAACUUGCUGUAGUUACAUGUCGGAUAUCUACAUGGAUGAUAGAGAGCUCACCUCCAGAUGAACUUCAGGAUAUCUUCAUGACUACACAAUAUUGUGCUACUAGUGUACUCCAUCGAAUCUCUGGGCUAUGCAAAUAUUAUAACAUCGCGGAAAUGGACUCCUUUACUAAUAUGGAAAUAAAACGACAGGAUCAUACUAUUAAACUUGCAAGUGCAAUAUUGCUACACUUGUUCGCAUCGACACUCUCGCUAUUACUCGAGAAAGAUUGCGGGCCGGUGUUUGAACCAGACGAUAUGUUUAGCAUUGCGCAAUACAUAUUGAUUGCUAAACAUGGUUCAGCGUAUUCCCAGAAGUUCAUACGGUAUAUGUUGGGAAUAUCUCAAAAUUUCUCUAUACAAGCGAGAAUUUCACCAAAAUAUAGGGUACGUAAUAUCGAAAUCUUGAUGACCAAAGUGUUUAUCACUUCUUCACGGUCCAAGAGCCUCUCUCUUCGAAUUGGUAUAACAAGACCUGCAAGGAUAGUUGUAUGCUCAGAUCGUAAUUGUAGACGUAUAAUCUCAGAGAGUAUGUUCUAUCCAGAUCUAUAUCUACCCCUGUUUAACGAAACAUUGGUCUAUAUUGAUAAAGGGGAAAAACUGGAGUUCAAUCUUUUGCGUCAAAGAUGUUCUAUACCAGCUCUCUCGGUAUCUAGGGAUAUGGAUAAUAUAUCAAAAGAUGCUAAUUUACGUAUUGGGUUUUUCACUGCUGGUGUUAGAGAGGUAUGUUCACCUUCAACUAAGGUACAUUUUCAUGAUGGAUUUUUAUAUAUCGAGGUUGGACCUGAACCUGAAAUAUCACAAGUAGUAGUACGUAACGAAGUAAUUUGGAGAUAUGGAAACACUACAGUAUGUCUAACUCUACCAACAUCAGUCGAACUUCUAAGGCCAUACGUUGCAAUAUCACACCCAAAUGAUAAAGGUUACACGGAACAGGUCCUGGUCUCUCGUAAUAGGAUAUCGGUACCAGUAAGCUCAUUCUGUUAUUACAUAGAUGACCCGCCGUUAGUGAAGAUGGAUAGACUUAAAAAUUGUAUAAGAAAAAUGCCAAAGUUCCGUUCAGGGAUCGGUAUGAGUGAUAUCCCAGUCCCACCAACAGCUCAUGAUAAUAUCUUAUUGGAUGGAUAUAGCAGCUCAGGGAUAGUGGAUCUAAUAGAUAUAGUUGAUAUGUGUGACAUUUGCUCACACAUGGCGCUGCCGUUCAUUGUUUCUGUAAAAAUACAGUCAUCAAGCCCAUAUGUAUAUGUAGGUAUCGAAUGGUUUGGGCUCAGGUUCCUAUGGUAUGCCGAUGGUACGGUACAAUGCCCUAUAGAUCCACCUCUAUUCAGGUUAACAUCAAUAAGGAAAUCUCGGGUAUCCAUAUCAGGGGUUGGAUACACAAAGGGUGACCUCGUUGCUUUACAAUUUGUACCUGAAAAAUGUGCACUAUAUUUCAUUCUGAAUAAUAAGGUUACCAUGGUUUUAGAUUUCCAAAGAUUCUAUAAAUCAUGCAGGUUCAACGAUACUCUAACAAAUUUGGAUGGAGAUAUACCAAGUUUCGGGGAUAUCACUCUAGCAGUUUUGCAUGCCCGGCUCUUCAGCGCAAUCAUCAACGAUGACAUAUCCACAGUGAAGCAAGUGGUACACUUUAUCAUGGGUACUUCCAUGGAACCUAAAAUCGCUAUUACACUCCUGGAAACACCGCUAUCGGAAACGCAACCGCCUGAUGCACCGAUGAAAGCAUAUAACCAUUACAAUGCGAUAUAUAUAUGCUGCUUAUUAAACAGGUAUGAUAUUUUAAGAUGCCUAGCGAUGGUACAAAAUAUAAAUUUCGAUCGACCUAGCGGGUCAAUGUCAGAAACACCUUUAAUGGCAGCAGCAAGGAACGGGUCUAAUGAUACAAUACCAUUCCUAUUAACAAUCGCUGGUGUAGAUGUUAAUGCUAAAGAUUGCUUUGGAAAUACUGCACUUAUGUACGCUUUAAUGGACUCAGGGCACCAUUCGUUCAUUUCAAGGAGCCAGGCUGUAAUGGAAACCGUUGAUAUAUUAAUAGCAUUUGGAGCUGAUGUGCUAGCACGGAACAAUGCAGGGUCCACGGUACUAGACCUGCUCCCGUCAUGUUACAAUGACCUGCAACAGGUAUGCAGAUACGUUAUCGAACAGUACAAUAUACAACAAGCAUUUAGACCGGAAUACUACCAUUUCCAUUAUGCUUGGCCAGGUCUACUAAGUGGUAGCGAGUUCAUAUUCGGCAUCGGUAACUUUAACACUAUAUCUGAACCGGGUAUUGUAGAAAUACAAAGCAUAAUCAUUGACGGCCGGGAAAUUUUGAUACAAGAUGGGGAAUCACAGAAAACAGAUUUUGGUGAACACACUACACUAUCAUGGAACUGUAACUUGGAAUAUCUAGAGUCUAUUAUGGAAAAAAUUAGGUUGGCGAUAUUGAAAGUGGCGUCCAAAAUACCAUCGGUUGAAUCUUCAGAUAUUAGGUUCCUAACUUCAACAGUAAGGUUUAAUCAACAUGUUAGUAUGGGUGAUGAGGUCAAGAUUAUUUUGCAAGGGUUUGUACAUGACCUGCAAUUAUAUUACGAAUGGACAAAGUCAACAGUACUAUCAAAGUUCGUUAAACUUGCUACAGAGUUUUGUGACCAUAUUUUGAAGUUAAGAAAUAAUAGCGAUGUGGUUAUGAGCGUUAUGAACUUUGUAAGAGUACUGAGUGAAUCCCAGGCGUUCCCAUCGUUGACCUUUUCACCAUCAGCAACGCUACAUUCAUAUUCUAAAGUGUUACAGGGAACAAAUCUACUCCAGUGUAACUACUCCCUAUACCCAGAUGACUACCUAGCUAUCUCAACUUUCGAUCGUUUGUCUGGGUACCUGGAUGCAUUUAAAAAUCAAGGUCCGACACUUUGGGAUUUCAGCAGCUACGAUCUCCCACAGUUCUCCAAAGAGACCAUGGAUAUUGAUAUAAGAAGUGAUACCUACCCCUUCGAUCGUUUGAGGUUAUCCUUGAACAGGGAAGUCACUAAGGACCUGGACCUUGCAAUACAUUGCAUUGUGGACCUGCUGACCAACACAGCGGGGGCCAAACAAAAUAUAGCAGCUAUGGUAAUGCAAUGCAAUUCAAGGUAUGACCUACAGAGUAGGCUACCGCCACAAGAUUCACCGUUAUGGAACGGGAUAUACGUGACAUUAGAAGGGCUAUUGGAUGCAGUAACUCGACUUAAGAAUAUUUUAACAAACUGCCUAUCUAAAGAACAUAUGGAUGAAGUUGACCUGUUUAUGUUGUUGCAACAUCUGGCAGCAGCUGUGGAUGAUAUCGCUUUGAAGGAUUUGAUUUUGACAUCCACCGCUGGAUCAAGUGCCGCAGCUAAACUAAGGGCAGUAGUAGAAAAGAUGGGUAUUGGCGAUGUUAUAGCAACCUCGGAUGAUGGAGAAAUGCGUAUCACCAAUUAUUCAAGGAUGAACGAAGAAUCAUCUCCAACAAGGAAUUCUGAUUUCUUGUCACAUUGGUCCUACGAAGCAGGAAAUUCGGUAAUAGCCGCAUUCUGCUACAUACUUAUUAGUGAUAGGAUAUUGUUUCUAGAUCAUGUCAAUGCCACAUUCAAGGUAUUGGCACCGAUCAUAGGCACCGUGCUCAACCAAACCCUGGUAGAAUACCUGCCACUCGAUCACCAACUGCUGCAGCCAUAUGAAGAUUUCAUAAACACACCGCCAUGCUGGAGCUCAAAAACUCUUAUUAUGAAAAAUAAUAGACAGGAUAGAGAUAAGCAUACAGGGACACUCAACGAAUAUGGUAUUUGUCUAGGACCACCUCAAUUACCUGUACACUGGAGCACAUAUCUCGGGAACCGGUGUUUAAUCAGACGCUCUAUUGUCAACGAUAUGUAUAGCAAGAUUUUCUUGGCGCUACAGAGCCUCAAUAGAGAAAGACCAUAUUUCUCAAUAAGGGUAGAUCGUGGGAUUGCAGCAACGGCAUCUGCUCUCAAACAUACACUGUGGUUCCAAAGUUCGGCACAAAUUUUAAAUUGCAAUGCCAAUAUACUACGAUCACGUAGUAACCAGAGACCUUUUAUGGUGGUAUUCCGAGGCGAAGGUGCUACCGACUUUGGAGGACCGUUCCAGGAGUUACUAAGUUGUAUUUCCAACGAGGUAAUGGCCGCUGUCAAUGCGGAUACCAUAUCCACAAAUAACGGGGAAUAUGGAUGUGUAAAAUGCCCGAAUGCAAGCAAUUCUUACGGGAUGUUCCAGGAUACAGUUAUACCCAAGUUUGGAUCAGAGAUACAUCCAAUGCUACUUAGGAUACAAACUACCGCAAACGAGCCUUUUAAGUACCGCGUAAGGUGCGGCGACCUUGGAGUAUGCUGCCCAUCAGGAUGUUGUAUGGCACCAGAUCCAAUAUCAAUACAGGGGGAAGCGUGUAAUAGAAUUGAUUGGACCCGUUGUCAAUGUGGCGGGGGCGAGGACAAUGGUGAACACUGUAUGCAGGGGUUACCCAUGGAGUUGCCGAUGUACGAAUCGUUGGGUCGUCUAUUCGCCAUGUGUGUAUGCAUGAUGAACCCACUCAACGUUGCUUUGAACCCAAUAGUGUGGAAAAAGAUACUCGCGGUUAACCUUAGUCUCAAGGAUCUAUCGGACUAUGACAAAAUGUCUAGCGACCUUUUGUACAAACUAAGGCAAACUGAAGAACGACAACAAUUGUUAAGUGACCUCACUUUCAGUUUGGAAUCGAUUGAUGGAAGUACUCUUGAUUUGUUAUUAGAUGGGCAGAAUAUAAACGUUACAGAAGAUAAUGUAGACCUGUUUGUACGCCUUGCAACAUAUGCCAGAUUGACACAUUGUGACGUUGCUUGCACCUGGAUGGUAAGAGGGUUCAAUGCAGUAUUGCCCAUAGGCCGGUUCCGCAUGUUACUGGACUACAAAUUACUAGAGUUCAUGAUAUGCGGAGAUCCACAUAUCGAUCUGGAGGUUCUGAGAGCACAUACAGUUUCAACGUCAAUACAGCUGAAACGGGAUCUGUUUGAUGUACUAGUGAAUUUCGAUAACACACUACUACAGCUAUUCCUACGCUUUGUAAGCGGAAGAUCUAGGCUACCUCCAGCACAGUUUGAAUGGAGCAUGUAUGUCGAGUAUGAACAACAAAGGGACGAUGAUGAAGACACUGAUAGCCGUCUUCCAACAUCAGCAACAUGUAGUUUCAGGCUACUGCUACCCAAGUAUUCUAGCAAAGAAAUUAUGUAUCAGCGACUGUCUUAUGCCGUAAGACACUGCAUGGCCAUCGAUCUAGAUGCGUACCAGGUACAUGAUGAUAUGCAGAUCAACCCUUGA
Molecule: messenger RNA, 14505 nt
Organism: Babesia sp. Xinjiang
Lineage: Eukaryota; Apicomplexa; Aconoidasida; Piroplasmida; Babesiidae
Product: putative E3 ubiquitin-protein ligase protein
Exons: 1
Coding region: 1-14505 (4834 amino acids)
Cellular component (GO): cytoplasm
Molecular function (GO): ubiquitin-protein transferase activity; protein binding
Source: RefSeq, a predicted model, not a curated record